GGGCAAAGGAGCCGACCAAGCAGCCGGCGAGACCGCGCGCAAGCCGUCCUAGUGGCCGCCCCACCCCCAGAAGUGGAGAAGCCGUCCCAGGCACCGGGAACCGUUGGGAGGCAGGCGAUGUACACAGACCAGGACUUGCAGAUUGCCACGACUGAAGCUCGCAGCAAGGCUGAGAACCCAGGAGGGUGGAAGAGCUCCUUCGAUGAGGCUGCGUUGCACGUCCGAGACUUCUUCCAGGACCUGAGGAAAAGCCGAGAUCGCGAGAAAGGCCGGCAAGCAACUGGUCCCCUUUGGCUUCAUUUGUCUGCACAGGCAAAGAAUCUGGCAGACCAACUCAACCUGCAACAGCUCCUCGAGGUGCUCAAGCUAUUCUGCUCCGUCCGCUACGAGGACUACGAGCUGUACAUGCGCUUGCUUGGCGAGGUGCCGCACUACAUCAAGCAGGCCACCGCGGAACAGCUUUGUCAGCUUCUUCGACUCAUGGCGCGUCGGCGCCUGCGGGAGCGGAACUACGUAGACAUGGCUGUCGCGCACCUGCUGGGCAGCAUCCGCUUCUCUGAGGAGCCGUUACCCAGCAGGCUUCUGGUCAAGACUGCCAAUGCGCUUGCGGCGUUGGAGUGCCGGUCGCAGCCCAAGUUCGUCGAACACUUCAACCGGCACUUUGAGCAUCGCAUUGAGGAGCUGGAUGCAGAGCUUUGCUGCAUGGUUUCGCCAGUCUUCCUGGUGAACUACAUGGGCGAUGCUCUGCGGCGUGCCUUCCUGAAACGCUGCGCAGAGGUUCAGGCGGGCUUUAGUGGCGGUUUCCCCAUCCGCGCCCUGGCCUGCAUGGAGCUGGCACUCCGAAAGGAGCAGCAUUCGCUUGUAGCCUCACUGCCGCCCUUUGUGGUGCGCUACCUGGAGAAGGUGCGCGCACAAACGGACUUCGACAAGUAUGGUUCUGUAGUGAUGCCAACAACUGUGGCGCCAGAUGGUCCCAGAGGCGAUGACCGCCAAGAGCUCUCUGUUGCGCUCCUGCGGAAGGCCGCGACAACCUCCAGCAACAAUGCUGGAGAUGUUUUUAGCUCCGAGAUGCACCGCGACGUGAGCGCGUGUUUGAGCCACCUGGGCAUUGAGCACGAGAAUGGGGUGGUCACUGGUCCCUACCUCAUGGACGUGGUCGCGAAGGACAUGGUCAAUCCUUCCCGGCGAAUUGUCUACGAGGUGAAUUCGCCGCACCACUUUUACGAGGGUACGAAGGCCCUCGUGGCGGAGAAGCGGCUGCGGCACCGCCUCCUCGGCCGCCUGGGACAUACGCUCCACAUGGUCAAUGCCCAUGACUGGAGGCCUUUGUCCGCUGCCGCGAAGAUGACUUUCUUGCUGAAAAUACAGCAGGAGCAGCAGGACAAGCACAGCGAGGAGUACAAACAGAAGGCCGCCGCAAACGUCGCACGCGCUCCGGAAGCUGCGAA
Messenger RNA from Symbiodinium pilosum, 1448 nucleotides. The record is from the annotation of a GenBank genome assembly. Lineage: Eukaryota; Dinophyceae; Suessiales; Symbiodiniaceae.